AUGCCAUAAUUUUUUCAAUUUAUUAGAUCUAUUCUAGCCUUUGCCUAUAUGUAAUAUUCAUUUCCACCUAAUUUAAUAUACUUUCUGAACACUUUUACUAAGCGUCUCUAAACAAUAUUGGAUUAUUUUAGAAUAGAUGAAAUAUUGGGUUAUUUAGAUGGGGGAAGCUUACCAUAUCAAAGUAAAAAACAAAUUAGAAUUAUUCUAUCCACUAAACAAGUUUUAUUUGCUGAAUGCUAAGAGUUAUUACUUCUUUAUCAUUGCUUCAUUAAACACAUAUUUAAUAAGUAGGAUACUCACAUCUUUUAAAAUUGA
Paramecium octaurelia is the source of this 315-nucleotide messenger RNA. NCBI's taxonomy places the organism in Eukaryota, Ciliophora, Oligohymenophorea, Peniculida, Parameciidae. The record is from the annotation of a GenBank genome assembly.